UUGACUAGCGGCGAGUCCAGGGUAACCCUCCGGGUAAAUGAAUUUCAUGAGGGCGGAGCGCAGGCUUAUGGGUGGAGCUCGUAUCAGGUCCGUCCCUCCGUGCUCCAUCCAGCAUCCCUGUAUCGACGUGCUUCACGCGGAUCAUAUCUUCAUAUAUUCGGUGAAAACGCAAGAGCACAUCAAUACUUCAUUCGUGUAUCGAUCCCAGAUCUGCGUGAUGUUCUUGUUAGAAAGAUUUUACGAUGUAGACAUCGCAGCAAGUGCUCUAGAUAGAUGUGGAAUAAUAGAGACAGCUGCAAGAUGUAGCUCGUUAUCUUUCAACGCACGUGUAUCUGUGUAUGCAAAAAGAACAAAUUUGUCUCUAUCCUCUUCCUGCUUCGACUCAUUGCCAUGUGUUUCGAAGAUGCUUCCUGCAUCGCAUAACGAAUGAUUAGACCAGGUCCCACGCAGAUUGGCUCGUAAUGGCGCUCGAAUGAACAUCAAGAA
This is a messenger RNA of Camponotus floridanus (Florida carpenter ant), 486 nucleotides long. RefSeq lists its product as uncharacterized. The transcript has 3 exons. NCBI's taxonomy places the organism in Eukaryota, Metazoa, Arthropoda, Insecta, Hymenoptera, Formicidae. Bases 38 to 430 code for a protein of 130 amino acids. The record is from RefSeq and is a predicted model, not a curated record.